Messenger RNA from Bipolaris oryzae ATCC 44560, 261 nucleotides. RefSeq lists its product as uncharacterized. Lineage: Eukaryota; Fungi; Ascomycota; Dothideomycetes; Pleosporales; Pleosporaceae. The annotation marks the transcript as partial. The transcript has a single exon. The record is from RefSeq and is a predicted model, not a curated record.
AUCUGUUUCUGCGAAGCUAUGGCGAACGCGUGCAAGAACAGAGCGUUUUUCGUUACCGGAUCGGGUUAUUUCGUACUGGGACCCUACUUUGCAGCGCAAAAUGAUGUUGUUGGUGUGUUGUAUGGCUCACAAUUUCCUGUGGUGUUACGACCGAUUGGUAAGAACUUCCUCUUUUUGGGCACGUGCUACGUUCACGGUAUCAUGCAUGGUGAAGCUUCAGAUAGCCGUGACAAAGAUGAGAUUGUGUUUUCCCUGUGUUGA